Molecule: messenger RNA, 3471 nt
Organism: Saccostrea echinata
Lineage: Eukaryota; Metazoa; Mollusca; Bivalvia; Ostreida; Ostreidae
Product: mucin-2-like
Exons: 8
Coding region: 1-3471 (1156 amino acids)
Source: RefSeq, a predicted model, not a curated record
AUGUCAACUCUUCUGGCUAUCAUCGUGAAUAAGCAUCUAAUAACAACAGCUUUUACGGUUUCUAGCACUCCCUGUACAACAAAAUCAACUGUCUCGCGUGUUUCUACCUUGCCAUCUUUAACCACAAAAGUUUCGACUAUUAUUUCGUUACCCUCUACAAUCAAAACCACUAUCUCUAGUAUUAGUUCCUCGCCUUCUUUAAUCAAAACAACGACCUCGAGUUUAAGUCCAUCACCCUCUACAAACAAAACAACAACCUCGAAUGUUAGUCCCUCAUCUUCUACAAAGAAAACAACAACCUCAAGUGUUUCUCCGUCGCCCUCUACAAACAAAACAACAACAUCGAGUGUUAAUCCCCCAUCCUCUAACAAAACAACAACUUCGAGUGUUAGUUCCUCAUCUUCUACAAACAAAACAACAACCUCGAGUGUUAGUUCCUCACUAUCUACAAACAAAACAACAACCUCGAGUACAAGUCCCUCACAAUCUACAAACAAACCUUCAGCCUCGAAUGUUUCUUCGCUUCCCUCUACAAACAAAACAACAACAUCGAGUGUUAGUACCUCAUCUUCUACAAACAAAACAACAACCUUAAGUGUUAGUAUUUCAUCUUCUACGAACAAAAAAACAACCUCGAGUGUUUCUCCGUCGCCCUCUACAAACAAAACAACAACAUCGAGUGUUAGUCCCUCACCUUAUACAAACAAAACAACCUCGAGUGUUAGUUCCUCAUCUUCUACAAACAAAACAACAACCUCGAGUAUUAGUCCCUCACCAUAUACAAACAAAACAACAACCUCCAGUGUUUCUCCGUCGCUCUCUACAAACAAAACAACAUACUCGAGUGUAAGUCCCUCACCUUCUACAAGCAAAACAACAACCUCGAGUGUUAAUCCUUCACCCUCUACAAACAAAACAACAACCUCGAGUAAAAGUCCCUCACAAUCUACAAACAAAACAACCUCGAGUGUUAGUCCCUCACCAUCUACAAACAAAACAACAACCUCGAGUACUUCUCCGUCGCUCUCUACAAACAAAACAACAACCUCGAUUGUAAGUCCCUCACCUUCUACAAGCAAAACAACAACCUUGAGUGUUAAUCCUUCACCCUCUACAAACAAAACAACAACCUCGAGUGUUAGUCCCUCACCUUCUACAAACAAAACAACAACCUCGAGUGCUUCUCCGUCGCCCUCUUUUAACAAAACAACAAUCUGGAGUGUUUCUCCGACGCCCUCUGUUAACAAAACAACAACCUCGAGUGUUAGUCCCUCAUCUUCUACAAACAAAACAACAACCUCGAGUAUUAGUCCCUCACCAUCUACAAACAAAACAACAACCUCGAUUGUAAGUCCCUCACCUUCUUCAAGCAAAACAACAACCUUGAGUGUUAAUCCUUCACCCUCUACAAACAAAACAACAACCUCGAGUGUUAGUCCCUCUCCUUCUACAAACAAAACAACAACCUCGAGUGCUUCUCCGUCGCCCUCUUUUAACAAAACAACAAUCUGGAGUGUUUCUCCGACGCCCUCUAUUAACAAAACAACAACCUCGAGUGUUAGUCCCUCAUCUUCUACAAACAAAACAACAACCUCGAGUAUUAGUCCCUCACCAUCUACAAACAAAACAACAACCUCGAUUGUAAGUCCCUCACCUUCUACAAGCAAAACAACAACCUUGAGUGUUAAUCCUUCACUCUCUACAAACAAAACAACAACCUCGAGUGUUAGUCCCUCACCUUCUACAAACAAAACAACAACCUCGAGUGCUUCUCCGUCGCCCUCUUUUAACAAAACAACAACCUGGAGUGUUUCUCCGACGCCCUCUAUUAACAAAACAACAACCUCGAGUGUUAGUCCCUCAUCUUCUACAAAAAAAACAACAACCUCGAGUGUUAGACCCUCACCUUCUACAAGCAAAACAACAACUUCGAGUGUAAGUCCCUCAUCUUCUACAAACAAAGCAACAACCUCGAGUGUUAGUCCCUCACCUUCUACAAACAAAACAAUAACCAUGAGUGUUAGUCCCUCACCUUCUACAAACAAAACAAUAACCAUGAGUGUUAGUCCCUCAUUCUCUACAACUCUAUCGAGCGUUUUUACGUUGCCCUCUACAACGACAACAACUUUUUCGAGUUUUUCUAUGUCGCCUUCUACAACCAAAACAGCUGUCUCGAGUAUUUCAUCGUCGCCAUCCCCAACCAAAACAACUGUUUUGAGUGUAAAACCUUCACCCUCUUCAACCAAAACAACCUCGAAUGUUACUCCCUUGCCUUCUACAACCAAAGCAACUGUCUCGAGUGUCUAUACCACGCUCUUUACAACCAGUACAACUAUAUCUAGUGGUCCUACAAAACCCAUUACAACUAACACUUUAACAACAAUUGGAGAUAAGGAAAUAGUUACUGUACCUAAUCAUACAGAUGUUCCAACUGAAAUACCCGUAUUUGGACCGCAAAAUAUGUUUAGGCUACAGUUUGAAAUAUCAGUUAAAAUGGAUACAAGUGGUUUUAAUAACUUCAGUCGGGAUUACCUUAUCGAAAAGUUCAGUCGAUACGUAUUUGACGGCUUUAGGGGCAUUGUUAUUCUAAAUGUCAGAAAGACCAAUUAUACUAUUGAUAUCAAUGCAGACAUCAUUGUUGGCAAAUUUCGAGAACAAAAUAUAUCAGUUAAGGCAUUACCUGGAUUAAUUUCAAAGAAUUUUCGAGGAAACAUAGAUCACAUAAGUUCUAGUUCCUAUGAAGUGUUUGAUACAUCCAUGGAAAUCCAAGAGAGUCUGGAACACCAAACAAAUGAUUUGACAGAGUGUAAAGCCACGGGAAAGCUUUGUACCUUGGGUUACAGUUGUGCUGUGUCCCCUGCGGACCACUACACCGGGGUAUGUGUGCAUCAAUGUGACCUUGAAGAUAAACCAUGUAAUAACAGGGGAUAUUGCUUUUUUGACACAGUUCUCAGCCAGACAGCUUGUAGGUGUCAGAGGAGUCUUGUGACCAUGUACUACGGACCUCAGUGUGAGGAGAGAACAGGGACUGUGGAGUUUGUUGUUGGUUUGUCUGUUGGUGGUGGAGGAGGCCUUAUACUUGUCAUCAUACUUAUCUUGUGUUGUAGGCGAUCCUGUAAGGAUGAACAAGAAAAAAGUAAAAAGGGGGAUUAUUUCGCUACGAGUAAACUCGACAUGAGAGACUUUACCUCUAGUCUACGUCUGACAGAAGACUCACAGAAUUUAUAUCGAUAUACAGGUACUCCAGGAGUUACUAAUCAGGGUGAAGAGUACAAACCACCUGGACUCAGCAGACCAAGAGAGAGGGGUCAAAAUAUAUUACAAAGGGACACUAAUGCAGACCAGGGAUACGCCGGUGGAAGUAUCAAAAUAAUGUCGUGGAACAUUCAAGGUUUGACAACACAGAAACUUGAAAACAAAGAAUUAAGUGAUUUAUUGGGAAAUAAUAUGCCUACAAGAAACUUGGACUAA